This is a messenger RNA of Anolis sagrei ordinatus, 3439 nucleotides long. It is a transcript of the gene MMP16, whose product is annotated as matrix metallopeptidase 16. Gene Ontology annotation, biological process: proteolysis; collagen catabolic process; extracellular matrix organization. The record is from RefSeq and is a predicted model, not a curated record. Gene Ontology annotation, molecular function: metalloendopeptidase activity; zinc ion binding. NCBI's taxonomy places the organism in Eukaryota, Metazoa, Chordata, Lepidosauria, Squamata, Anolidae. Gene Ontology annotation, cellular component: plasma membrane; extracellular matrix.
UGAGGUCUGAGCGCUGUAUAGCGGAGGGGAGGCGAGCAGCAUCAGCGCAGGCUGGAGAGCGGAGUCGAGCGGGAGGCCGGGCAGGCGAGGCCUUGGCCAGCGGGAGGAAGGAAGGAAGGAGGAGGAGGAGGAAGAAGAGGAGGAGGAGGAAGAGGAGAGCCACUCUCGGAGGCGGCAGUCUUGGUGGCCGAGCGCAGGAGGAGGAGGAGGCAUCGCGGCGAAGGAUGUGGAAGAGAAGGAAGAGCUGACCCUGCUCAAUGUUGCCUCCGCCGCAACAUUGAGGAGUGAAGUGUCGCUCCCUCUCUUCCUCCUCCUCCUCCUCCUCUUCUUCUUCCUCCUCCUCCUCUUCUUCCUCCCUUUCCUUCCCCAGCUGUCGUUGAACCUGCCUCGAUCCGCUUUCCCUGGAGACAUCCCACCUCCUUCUCCUUUCUCUCUCUCUGCGGGCUCUGUUAUUGUUUGGCUGUUUUUCCAAAGGAGAGGAAGAAAAAGAGGAGGAACAAAAAGACAUCGACGAAGGGAAAGAAGGAAGGAAGGAGAGGGAGAGAGAGAGCGAGCGAGGGAGGGAGGGAGGGAAGCCCGCGGCGCCUUCUCGGUCUCCUUUCCCUUGGAAGCCCGCCGUUCACUAUGAGCUUACGCGCCUUCCGCACUGCAAGCCGGGGGGAUUUCGCGCAUCAGUCCCGGGUCUCCGUCUUGCAAGCCUUGCUUUGGAUUUUAUGUGCCGCCGCCGCCGGGUGCAGAGCCGAGCAGUAUUUCAAUGUAGAGGUGUGGUUACAAAAGUACGGCUACCUUCCACCAACUGACCCCAGAAUGUCGGUGUUGCGCACUGCGGAGACAAUGAAAUCUGCAAUCGCUGCUAUGCAGCAAUUCUAUGGCAUUAACAUGACAGGAAAAGUGGACAGGAACACAAUUGACUGGAUGAAGAAGCCUCGUUGUGGAGUGCCUGAUCAGACGAGAGGCAACUCUCGAUUUAAUAUUCGUCGAAAGCGAUAUGCAUUAACAGGACAGAAGUGGCAACACAAACAUAUCACUUACAGCAUAAAGAACGUCACUCCAAAAGUAGGAGAUGCAGAAACCCGCAAAGCUAUUCGCCGUGCCUUUGACGUGUGGCAGAAUGUAACCCCUCUGACCUUUGAGGAAGUUCCUUAUAUUGAACUGGAGAAUGGCAAGAGGGACGUGGAUAUUACUAUCAUUUUUGCAUCAGGUUUUCAUGGAGACAGCUCUCCCUUUGAUGGAGAAGGAGGAUUUUUGGCUCAUGCUUACUUUCCUGGACCAGGAAUUGGAGGAGAUACUCAUUUUGAUUCAGAUGAACCAUGGACAUUGGGAAACCCUAAUCAUGAUGGAAAUGACUUGUUUCUAGUUGCAGUUCAUGAACUGGGGCAUGCACUAGGCUUGGAGCAUUCCAAUGAUCCAACCGCCAUCAUGGCUCCAUUUUACCAGUACAUGGAAACAGACAACUUCAAACUACCUAAUGAUGAUUUGCAGGGAAUCCAAAAGAUUUAUGGUCCACCUGACAAAAUCUCACCACCAACAAAACCUCUGCCAACAGUGCCGCCACAUCGUUCUGUCCCCCCAGUUGACCCACGGAAGAAUGACAGACCCAAACCUCCCCGGCAACCCCCAGGAGACAAGCCUCCCUAUCCUGGAGCCAAACCCAACAUCUGUGAUGGAAAUUUUAAUACUCUUGCUAUUCUUCGUCGAGAAAUGUUUGUUUUCAAGGAUCAAUGGUUUUGGCGUGUCAGAAAUAACAGGGUGAUGGAUGGAUACCCCAUGCAGAUUACUUACUUCUGGAGAGGACUUCCUCCAAGUAUUGAUGCUGUUUAUGAAAACAGUGACGGGAAUUUUGUAUUCUUUAAAGGUAACAAGUUCUGGGUCUUCAAGGACACCACGCUCCAGCCAGGGUAUCCUCAUGAUUUGAUAACAUUGGGGAAUGGGAUUCCACCCCAUGGGAUUGAUUCAGCAAUUUGGUGGGAGGAUGUUGGGAAAACAUACUUCUUUAAAGGAGACAGGUACUGGAGAUACAGUGAAGAUAUAAGGACUAUGGAUGCUGGUUACCCUAAACCAAUCACAAUUUGGAAAGGUAUCCCAGAAUCACCUCAGGGAGCCUUUAUCCACAAAGAAAAUGGCUUCACAUAUUUUUACAAAGGCAAAGAAUACUGGAAAUUCAACAACCAGAUGCUCAGGGUGGAACCUGGAUAUCCCAGAUCCAUCCUCAAGGAUUUUAUGGGCUGUGAUGGACCAGCAGACCGAGACAAAGAUCGACAUAGCCCACAAGAUGAUGUAGACAUUGUCAUCAAACUGGACAACACAGCUAGCACUGUGAAAGCCAUAGCCAUUGUCAUUCCUUGCAUUCUGGCCCUGUGCCUACUUGUUUUGGUUUACACUGUGUUCCAGUUCAAGAGGAAAGGAACACCUCGCCACAUACUGUACUGCAAACGCUCUAUGCAAGAGUGGGUGUGAUGUAGGUUAUUUUUCUCUCCCAGGAGUUUGUGGUAACUUGAGAUUCAACAAAAGAGCUGUUAUGCGGUUUCCUACCUAGGAGCAGGCAUCUGUCCGCCUCAGCCAGGGCUGAUUUUUAAAACCCAGGGGGCUGCUUGCCCUGCACAAGAGUGAGAGUUCACUCCAGUGGGAAGCUUCCAUCGUACACAGUAUCUACUGUUCCUCCAGUCCUUUGUCUUUCUUUGCCAUUUGGUUCUAGCCUUUCCUCUGCACGCUCAAUACCCAAUGGAAAACUAUCAGGAUUUUCAUAAGGAGGAAGUGUAACAAUAAAAGCAAGAAGAAUCUCCAGUGUUUCUGUUGGGGAAUUCUAUCUUCCCCCCUUAAGGCCUGCUCCCCUUUGAAAGAAUUUUGUGUGAGAUUUUUUUAAAGAAAAAUGUAAUCAAUUUUUUUAAGAAAGAAAAGAUUCCGCAACUAUAAAACAACAAUCACAAUGGAACUUUCAGGAAGUAUGAAGACCCAAAACAGCUUUGUCUCCAAAGAGGAUUGCUUUCUGUCAGUUACGUUUAUAGUCCUACACUCCUACAUUUAAUUUUUGUCAAGUGGGAGGCCAGGAUGACACACAGGAACUCAGACUGUUUGGACAGCCAUUUUCCAACAAACAAGGGGCCAAAAUAUCUGCAAUAUAGUAACAGCCUUAAUGAUACAUUCAUUUUGUGUUUUAUACAGCCGUUCUGAGCUAUGUCCUCAAUGUUUUAACACAUUUAUAUUCAUUACUGUAUUCAGAUAGUACUUUUUUAUUGAUUGGUUUAGCUUUUUGUUGGUUUCAUUUCCUCCAUCCCCCCCCCCCCCCCCAAAACCCAUCUUUAAUUUUUCUUCCCUUUGAGCUGUACCAGAUUAGGCCUUCCAUUGGUCUAUCAGGAUCGCAUAUUUUAAAACCUUAAUAGAAAGCAGCAAGUCCCUGAAGAACAAUGCAGUGAAUUAAAGUGACGAUGUUGCAAAGAAA